UCUUCAGGAUCUCAGCCUGCCUUUUGUCUCAUCAUGUUUGCCCACUUUAACCUGGCAAUACUCACUGUUUUGCUGAUUCUUCAUGAUCAAGUCCACGCAGGGGAAAUCAUCGGUGGCCAUGAGACCGUGCCACAUAGCAGACCGUACAUGGUGCUUUUACAGCAGAACAAGGCAAAUGGUCAUACAGGACACUGUGGUGGCUUCCUUCUGAAUGAGAAUUUUGUGUUGACUGCAGCCCACUGCCAUGCUGAAACGUACAAAAUAUUCCUGGGUCUUCACAAUUACCAUGACAUGAAUGGUGUACAACACCUGCAUGUGGAGAAAGCCUUUCCUCAUGAUGACUACGAUGCAAAUACUUUUGAAAACGAUAUAAUGGUCCUUAAGUUAAAGUCCAAGGCAGAAUUUAACGAUAAAGUGAAGUCCAUUGCUCUCGCAGACCAUGGUGAUGGCUCUCUGCCACAAUCAUGUGUUGUCUCUGGCUGGGGAAGAACAAAAGAAGGAAGCCAUAUGUCUUUGAAACUCCUGGAAGUUAAUGUAACCCUGACUGAUGAUGAGAGGUGUGCUAAGGAAAAGUUUUACUGCUCUAAGGGCGAGACUGGACCAGGCAAGGGAGACUCUGGUGGUCCAUUAGUCUGUGGAGAUGGAAAGGCAUAUGGGGUGGUGUCCACCAGCAGUAGCCCAACUCCCAGUGCUUCAUCAAUCCAUAGGUAUACUAAGAUACCCACCUACAAAGUAUGGAUCGAUUCCAUAAUCAGUGGUAAUGGGAAAUACUAAUACGUCGAAUGCGUGAUGGAUCAUGUCACAAUAUUUGCACCACUGAAGUAGAUCGCUCUUAAAUGACAUUAGAAUAAGGUUCAAUCCCCAAAAUACUUAUCCCAAUCACUGUAAAAAGGCAAAAUAUAAAAACAACA
Pundamilia nyererei is the source of this 911-nucleotide messenger RNA. RefSeq names its product granzyme E-like. Gene Ontology annotation, molecular function: serine-type endopeptidase activity. The transcript has 5 exons. NCBI's taxonomy places the organism in Eukaryota, Metazoa, Chordata, Actinopteri, Cichliformes, Cichlidae. The coding region runs from base 34 to 774 and encodes 246 amino acids. Gene Ontology annotation, biological process: proteolysis. The record is from RefSeq and is a predicted model, not a curated record.